Staurois parvus is the source of this 1130-nucleotide messenger RNA. The record is from the annotation of a GenBank genome assembly. Lineage: Eukaryota; Metazoa; Chordata; Amphibia; Anura; Ranidae.
GUGCCGUGUCUGUGGCGAGCUGUGCCCGGCUAUAAUGAGAGCCCAAGCAGUUACAUUCACCUUAGCCUACGUGGGUGGUUCGCCUGUGGCUUCGUCUUCACCCCAAUGAAUUUCACUCGGCCCGGGAUCACUGUGCAGAACCUGCUGUCCGCUGGCUGGGCAGUUCGAGGACCAGUCCUUCAUCCAGUACCACAUCAAGAGGACCACACGGCCACUCUGCUGGUCCAUUCCCUGCUAGGCCAUUGGGGUAUUACAUAGGAAUGUGUUUUGCAGCUCCAGAGAAACAACUGUAUUACUUUUACUUGGCCAGUGAAGGCUGGAAGGUGUUUGCCUUGAUUGCGGUUGCCCUUCCCACCUUGACCAGCCUCCUGGCUCUGCAUUGGUCACAGAAGAAAUGGAGCAAUCACCCUCUGGCCAGGACCCUGGCCCAUCACACCCUUCCCCAGUCUAACUGGAGAUUCGUGGCCUUUUCCAUGAACACUGAAUUCCGGAGAAUUGAUAAGUUUGCUACAGGGGUUCCUGGAGCCCGAGUGAUUGUGACAGACACCUGGGUGAUGAAGGUGACCACUUACAGGGUGUACAUAGCCCAGCAACAAGAUAUUCACCUCACUGUGACUGAGUCUAGACAGCAUGAACUCUCCCCGGACUCCAACACCCCCAUCCAGUUCAUCACAAUAUGCGUGGCAAGCGUCAACCCCAAUGUUCGGCCCUUUGAUAUCAGGUUAAACUCUACAGAAUAUGGCGAGCUGAAGGAGAAGCUCCACGCCCCCAUCCGAAAUGCAGCCAAUGUUGUGAUCCAUCAGACACUGAGCGACUUGUUCCUGGAAACUUUCAGAUCUCUCGUAGAAGCCAAUAGUUUCUAUGAGCUGCCCAGCAAUCAGGAGCUGGAGCCCUGUAUUGGCUGCAUGCAGACCAGUGCCAACAUCAAGCUCGUCAAGAAUUGCCAUGAGCCCGAUGAGGGAGAGUGCCAACAGUGUUACUGCCGACCCAUGUGGUGCCUUACUUGCAUGGGAAAGUGGUUUGCUAGUCGUCAGGACCAGCAACAUCCAGAGACCUGGCUGUCCAGCCUAGUGCCUUGUCCUACUUGCCGAGCCAGAUUCUGUAUUGUGGAUGUGUGCAUCGUACGGUGA